Puccinia graminis f. sp. tritici CRL 75-36-700-3 is the source of this 2287-nucleotide messenger RNA. RefSeq lists its product as uncharacterized. The transcript is spliced from 3 exons. The record is from RefSeq and is a predicted model, not a curated record. The coding region runs from base 361 to 1704 and encodes 447 amino acids. Lineage: Eukaryota; Fungi; Basidiomycota; Pucciniomycetes; Pucciniales; Pucciniaceae.
CAAUGAUGUAGAACUCCGCAGUGUCUGUCCGCUUCUGAAACAUCCAGCUCGGAUUAUCUUGAAGCAAGCGGAAGGCAAAUAGUGCAAGACAUCAUUAAUAACUGCGAAAGGCCUCGAGCUCGCACAACGUUCAGUCGUUGGAAUCCGAACCCAGAAAAAGACAGGCCACCCAGCAACACCCCCCUCCCCUGCUCGAGCAGAGCCCCUCCUCGGUCUCGAGUUUCAGCUGCACUCUCUUAAUCUUAACACCCCCUCCCUCCCUCUCCGGUCUGGUCCAGAGUGCCAGGCCCCCUGGCUGUCCUCAACGGUAUCCGGCCACCCCCAGUCGAGGCCCCUUCCGAGGGAGGUCUACACCCAAGCAUGUCCAUCUCUGUCCCACCACCCAUCUCACCAAGCGCACCGGGCUCCACUUCGGCACCCAUCACCACCACCACCGCCGCCGCCGAAUUCACGCCGAUUGCCACGACGAGCGCCUCCCUGGCCAUCGACCCCGAGUUCACUCACAAGUUCUGCUCGGCUUGUCGCAAGAAUGUCGAGAUCGCCAACUUCUCAACCAAUCGCAAGAUCUGUAACCGGCACUCGUCCCAGCCGAUCGGAGCCGCCUCGGUCGCCUCGCCCGAAUCGGCACUCUACCAGAUGAGGGCGAUGAAGUUCUGUCAGGGCGUCCCCCACAGAACCGAGCAGAAGAAGGUCUUGGACAUCUACGUCGACUACGACGCCCUCCUCGAUUGGUUGGAUCAACGCAAAGAUAUCGACCCUAGAGUCGACCGCGUCAGAAGGAUCCCAAAGGAGAAUGAUGACGAGCUGAUCAAUGAUCCUAACGGCCAGAUCACCUUGGCUAGGAGACAUGCUACUCGCGAAGCUCGUCGUGUUCGUGAUUUCAUCUUCAUUGGCACUGGCCUAUUAUUCAUACAUAAAACCGUGGCCGUUGGGCAGAAGUUACAAUGGACCUGUCAAUCCAGAUGCUCUCAAUCGGAUCGUCUGAAGGGUGGACGGGACGGAUCGAGGCGACACAGCGACUCGAAACGCCCGAGCACAUCCCGGACUCGAUAUCCAUGCCAAGGUACGACGACGGUCAGCCUCCUCCACCAGCAACCCGGCCAACGUCGACUCUUACAUCUCGUCAUCAAACACGGCUAUGUACAUGGUCCACACGAUGACCGCAAUCGAGAACCGACGCUCAACGAGUUCAUGCCCGAGACCGACUUCCAGGUGAUCGAUCCUGCGCUCCGGAACUGUCCGGUCAACGAGCCUGUCAAGCCCGUCGGUUCUUCCUCCACCAAGGACGAUCGGCUACUCAAAUCUUCAUCUUCUCACGACAUCUUCGUCGAUCAUCAACUCCUCGACCAUCAGCUUCAGGAAGAUCAACACGAGGCAGUCCUCAAGGAACUUAAUCACCUGUUGGCAGAAGAUGAGAGUCGGAACAAACUCAUCAAGAAACUCAUGCUCGACCAACAGCUCCAGCUCCAGCUCCAAGCCUCUACUGAUCUCUCUCUCGACAAUCAUCACCAUCAUCAUCAUCAUCAUCAUCAUCAUCUCAUCAGUAGUAAACUCCCGAUCCUGCGGGAUUUUUUCCAUAAACGUGCGCAGUUGAUGGUCGAUUUAGAUUCAAUCAUCCAAUCGGACGCUCAUAAGACUCAUGUGGAUCAUCUGGAUCAUAACAUAGACGUUUCUAUGGUCAUGGAUUCUUAUCCUAGUCAAUAAACCUCCAUCUCCCUUGUUCCAUUUUUUUUUUUGCCUGUUUCCAUCUGGAAUCAAUAAAAGAAUCCCUUUUAACCUUUCUCUUUCUUUCGCGAUUGUCAAUGAUACUAUCUCCUCCUUUCUUUCUCUCCUCCAAAGCGAAAACUAUACUAUCAAGUAUAAUCAACUGAUUCUCCUUUUCCAUACUCACAUUUAUAUAUACAUAUAUAUAUAUAUAUAUAUAUAUAUAUAUCGAUAGACAACUUACAUCCAACAUGCAGUGAGAAGUAGAGUAGGUUUGCUUGCUUGUUUGAAGUCUGGAUUGAGACUCAAUGUGGGUAGUCAAUGAUUGUCCUUGUGUACUGAACUAUAUUAAGACUGUGGUUACACUCCUCUUUUUUCUCAGGACUGGGAAGCUGUUUCUGUUCUUGCUUCCAGAAAUAUAUACAACAUGGGUUUGAGAGAUGUUUCUGUCUGGACACUAUAAACUGAGACUGAAUUUCUUAACGGAGCCUCGUGAACUGCUUAAUUAUAUGCAUAUAUUUCUCAAGUGAAAGGCCGUAGAGUCCUUUUUGCAACAUAAGCUUACCAAGUGUCAGGACUUUCC